AGGAAGCGAGUAAAUAGUAAAUGGGAUUUGUAAAUGAGGGGCUGAACCAUUUAAUCAUGCCUCAUCAAGUACCACGUAAGCGAAAGGAAAAGGAAAAAUGGCCGGAAAAAUUACCAGACGAUGGCCAAAAGACGUCCAAAUCAAACCAAAAUGUUGGCUUCUGGGGUGAAGACUCGGAAAAUACCUCUAGGGUAAGUAAACCCAGGAAUGACCCAUCUGGCGAAAAAAGGUCGCUUCUCAGAGGCUGUUUCUGCCGUUGUCUACAUUCUUUGAAGUGGGUGGUAUUCUUGCUGGUUCUACCCGCCAUCCUUAACCAUGCGUCUCUCUAUAAGGAAGCAGAGUAUCUGAAACCCCAAGGUGAACUGUUAUCUGUAGGUUUAGAAGAUCACAAGAUGUUUAUCAGGUGUUCAGGGGAAGGAGAACCCACAGUAAUUUUAGAUGCUCCAACUGGUAUGUCAUCAGAUGUUUGGUGCCUGGUCCAGCCAAGAAUUGCAAAGUUUACUAGAGUGUGUUCGUAUGACAGGACUGGUCUUGGAUUCAGCUCUUCUUAUCCGUACCAGUUUCCAAAACAUGAUGAUGAUGAUGAUGAUGAUACUCCAGGUCCUACAUCCAGCAAAAUGGCAAGCAGCAUUACCAAAGGGCAAGAGAGUACAACAGAGAGGAUGGUGGAUGAUCUACACUCGUUACUUCACAUCAACUAUACCGACACCAAGCCUCCGUUUCUUCUUGUGGGGUCAGAAUUAGGAGCUGCAAAUGCCAUGUUCUAUGCACAGAUGUUUGAAAAAGAAGUUAGUGAUAUUGUCCUCAUAGAUCCUCUAGUGGAGGGCAUCUUUGAGAUAGACGAGGCAGUCUUGGAGCAAUUCUGGUAUGGUCAUCUGGUGCCCACUCUACAGUCUCUUCAGCUCUCGGCUGCUAUUGGUCUAACAAGGCUUGGAUUGAUGUUUGGCCUGGUAGAACAGCCAAUCAGAGGAGAGGUUAUAUCAGAAACAGUACAGGCUAGACAGAAAUAUUUAAUGUGCUUGCCAAGACACAUCAGAGCAGCUGUAGAGGAAUAUUUUUGGGCCAACAAAAGUUUAUCACAGAUAAAAACUGCAUACAAAGUUAAGCCUUUCCCACAGAAUGUAUCUGUGACUGUGAUCACAGGCAAUUAUUACGAUGAAGAACUACCAAGUCAGUUAAAUAAGGUUUGGGCAAAAGCCACUCAAAAGCUGGUCUCCUCCAUACACCCGUCAGCCAAACACCUACUCAUAAACGGAGCAGACCAUCAUAUGUUAUAUCGCAAUCCCAACGCAGUCGUAGAACCCAUCAAGAAACUGGUCAAGCAUUGGAGGCAACGACACAGUAAAUCGUCCAAAGGAGGAUGACCCUACCCCAAAUAGUUAAUUUGUUUUUUUUAAUAGUUCCAGUAGUUAAUGAUUUUAAUUAGUUUUACUGAUUUUUGAUAAAAAAAUACAGAACUUGGAUAUACAUGACUUGUACAAUCUACAUUGCUUCAUAUCCAGAGGUACCAGAAAAAAAAGAAGAAAAAAAAUUGUUGGGGGGGGGGGGCACAUGUCACUCCUCAAGUGCCCCUGUAUCCUCCUAAAGGCCACACCACUGAGGGGAACUUACAUUGUAGUGAUAGAUUUUUUUGAAUUCAUAGCUUUAGAAAUUCAAUAGUUUGGUUCAAUUUUGGCUACUGGGGUAUUCAAAUAAUAUGUAUACAGAUGGGAGUUGUUGCUACCUUGUUUGGCGUUCAACAAUAAGGGAUAGAGCAACGUCGAUCUGGCACUGCUCAGUGGCUGCCGGGCUCA
Molecule: messenger RNA, 1793 nt
Organism: Strongylocentrotus purpuratus (purple sea urchin)
Lineage: Eukaryota; Metazoa; Echinodermata; Echinoidea; Camarodonta; Strongylocentrotidae
Exons: 12
Coding region: 21-1364 (447 amino acids)
Source: RefSeq, a predicted model, not a curated record